Messenger RNA from Neopsephotus bourkii (Bourke's parrot), 2727 nucleotides. It is a transcript of the gene FTSJ3, whose product is annotated as FtsJ RNA 2'-O-methyltransferase 3. Gene Ontology annotation, cellular component: preribosome, large subunit precursor; nucleus; nucleolus. The record is from RefSeq and is a predicted model, not a curated record. Lineage: Eukaryota; Metazoa; Chordata; Aves; Psittaciformes; Psittacidae. Gene Ontology annotation, biological process: maturation of 5.8S rRNA from tricistronic rRNA transcript (SSU-rRNA, 5.8S rRNA, LSU-rRNA); rRNA methylation; maturation of LSU-rRNA from tricistronic rRNA transcript (SSU-rRNA, 5.8S rRNA, LSU-rRNA). The coding region runs from base 85 to 2598 and encodes 837 amino acids. Gene Ontology annotation, molecular function: rRNA (guanine) methyltransferase activity; rRNA (uridine-2'-O-ribose)-methyltransferase activity. The transcript is spliced from 21 exons.
GCUCAUCCGGUCUGAUCCCUGCAGGUCCCAGCCGGCAGCUGACGGAGGGUCCGGGCCCCGCGGAGGGCCCUGUGCCGGGCCACCAUGGGCAAGAAGAGCAAGCUGGGCAAGAGCCGGCGGGACAAGUUCUACCACCUGGCCAAGGAGACGGGCUUUCGGUCCCGCUCCUCCUUCAAGCUUCUCCAGCUCAAUAGGAAGUUCCAGUUCCUGCAGAAGGCCCGGGUGCUGCUGGACCUGUGCGCGGCCCCCGGCGGGUGGCUGCAGGUGGCUUCCAAAUUCAUGCCGGUUUCCAGCUUGAUCAUUGGGGUGGACUUGGUCCCCAUCAAGCCCAUUCCCAACGUGGUGACGCUGCAGGAGGACAUCACCACUGAGAAGUGCCGCCAGGCCCUGCGCAAGGAGCUGCAGACAUGGAAGGUGGAUGUGGUGCUGAACGAUGGAGCACCCAACGUGGGAGCCAGCUGGGUGCACGAUGCCUAUUCCCAAGCCAACCUGACCCUCAUGGCCUUGCGACUGGCCUGUGAUUUCCUCUGCAAGGGUGGCUGGUUCAUCACCAAGGUUUUCCGUUCCCGGGACUACCAGCCCCUCCUCUGGAUCUUCCAGCAGUUCUUCAGCAAGGUCCAGGCCACCAAGCCCCAAGCAUCCCGCAAUGAGUCUGCUGAGAUCUUCGUGGUGUGUCAGGGUUAUCAGGCUCCAGACAAAAUCGACAGCAAGUUCUUUGACCCAAAAUAUGCUUUCAAGGAGGUGGAGGUUCAGACUAAGUCCGUUAGUGAGUUGGUCAGCAAGAAGAAGCCAAAGGCAGAAGGCUAUGCAGAUGGUGACAUGACCCUCUACCACCGCUUCACCCUCAUGGACUUCCUCAAGGCUCCCAACCCCGUGGACUUCCUCUCCAAGGCCAAUGAGAUCACACUGGGGGAUGGUGAGCUGGAGAAUCACAGCUCCACCACGGAGGAGCUGCGGCAGUGCUGCAAGGACAUCCGCGUGCUGGGAAGGAAAGAGCUCAGAGCUCUGCUGAACUGGAGGACAAAGUUGCGGAGGUUUUUGGCCAAAAAGCUGAAGGAGCAGGCAAAGGAGCUGGAUAUCAACCUGAGCUCCGGGGAAGAGGAGGAAGGCAAAGAGGAGGAGAGGAAGGAGAAGAAGACAUCGCCAGGAGCUGCAGCUGAUGAAGUGGCAAAAGAGGAAGAGGAGGAAGUAGAGCUGGCAUUGGCAGAGAUGAAGGCCAAGGAGCUGGCGGAAUUAAAGAGAAAGAAGAAGAAGAUCCUGAAGGAACAGCGGAAGCAGCGUGAGCGUGUGGAGCUGAAGAUGGACCUCCCUGGUGUCUCCAUUGCUGAUGAUGGUGACACCAGCAUGUUCUCCCUCCGCACUAUCCACAGGACCCCGCUGCUGAACGAGGUGACCCGGGGGGACAUGGCAUCAGCAGAUGCCCUCCUGGAGAUAGGAGCUGGGGACGAUGACAUUUAUGUCUCGGAUCAAGAAGGAGAGGAUGAUGUGUCCCUGGCCAGUGACCUGGACCCAGAGGAGCUGGUUGAGAUAGAGGCCCGGCAGCGCCGGCUGGAGCGGGAGAGGCGAGAGCAGGGUGCAAAGAGGGUGAAGUUUAGGCAGAAGGAGAAUGAGGAGGAAGAGGAGGAACAGGAGAAUCCCCUGCUGGUACCCCUGGAGGAGAAGUCGGUGCUGGAGGAGCGACAGACCAGCCUGUGGUUUGGGAAGGAUGCCUUUGCUGGCAUUGAAGAUGAUGCAGAUGAGGAGCUGGAGCUGGGGCAGUCGCAGAUGUUGGCUGAGAAACAGCGCGAGUCUCAGAAAGACAAAGCAACAAAGAAGGAGCAGAAGAAGAAGAUGCCCCAGGAGGAAGUUCCAGCUGAGCCCCCACCUGCCACAGACACAGGACCUGACACUGGUAAAGUGCAGGAUGAGCAGAGCAGUGAUGAUGACAGCAGCAGCAGCGAUGAGGAGAGGCCACCAACACCAGUGGGGAGGAAACGGGGCCGUAUUGAGCCAUGUGGCUUUGAGGUGGUGCCCAUCGAGAACCCAUUGAAAAGAGCCCGUGUCCUGGAUGCUGAGGGCUUGGCCCUUGGCUCUGUCAUCGCCACCUCCAAGAAGGCCAAGCGGGACUUGAUUGAUGAUUCCUUCAACAGGUACUCCUUCAACGAGGAUGAGGGCGAGCUGCCGACAUGGUUCACAGAGGAGGAGCAGCAGCACCGGCGCCGCCAGAUCCCCGUGGACCGGCAGACGGUCGAGGCCUAUCGGCAGCGCUGGCGCGAGAUCAACGCCCGCCCCAUCAAGAAGGUGGCAGAGGCCAAAGCCCGCAAGAAGCGGCGGAUGCUGAAGAAGAUGGAGCAGAUGAAGAAGAAAGCAGAGGCUGUGGUGAGCACAGUGGAUAUCUCGGAGCGGGAGAAGGUGGCUCAGCUGCGGCGCAUCUACAAGAAGGCUGGGCUGGCCAAGGAGAAGCGGCAGGUCACCUACCUGGUGGCUAAGAAAGGUGUAGGACCCCGCGUGCGCCGUCCUCCUGGGGUCAAGGGCCAGUUCAAGGUUGUUGACAGCCGCCUGAAGAAGGAUGUGAGGGCUCAGAAGCGCAAAGAGCAGAAGAAGAAACGCCAUAAAUGACGUGGGACCAGCUCCAUCCACAGGGAGGGACUCGGCUUGGGAGCAGCCGGCUCAUCCUGGCACUCUGCCCCAUCCUGGGGACAGGACUGUGACAGCCACACGUUGCUAUUCAUUGGUGCCUUGAUGUGA